Messenger RNA from Pseudophryne corroboree (corroboree frog), 795 nucleotides. It is a transcript of the gene BOLA3, whose product is annotated as bolA family member 3. The transcript is spliced from 4 exons. The record is from RefSeq and is a predicted model, not a curated record. Gene Ontology annotation, cellular component: mitochondrial matrix. Lineage: Eukaryota; Metazoa; Chordata; Amphibia; Anura; Myobatrachidae. The coding region runs from base 78 to 410 and encodes 110 amino acids.
CGCCCGCUCAUGACGUAGUUAUGCGGCGCGAGGCUCAUAUGUGUAUGGCAGUGUAGCGUGUUGACAUUGAAUGUCUUAUGUGCACCAGGAUAAUGUGGGCAGCAGCCGCUCACAUGCUGACUAGGACGAGGACUUGUGUCCUUUGCAGUGUUAGAAGAUCGUUUGCAUCUGUGACUGAAGGGGAAGACAAAAUUAUGCAAGUUCUGAAAGACAAGUUCCCACUGGCCUCCUCUGUUCGUGUUGUUGAUAUUUCAGGUGGUUGUGGGGCAAUGUAUGAAAUCCACAUUGAAUCUGAAGAGUUCAGAGCGAAACGCAUAGUACAGCAGCAUCAAAUGAUUAAUGAUGCUCUACAACAAGAGAUUAAGUCAAUGCAUGGGCUGAGAAUAUUCACGUCUGUCCCAAAACCUUGAAAGUGACAGAAACAGAAUGUGUAACAACCACUGGGAAGCGCUGCAAUAUGUACGCCCUAUACAGGGCUGUAUUACAAGAGUUCAGUCACAAAGGCUGGUACAAUAUUGCACACAGUUUAUGGAAAUAUAUUUAUAUGAAGCUACAGCUAUUGCACAUAUAGUUUUACUACCUAGCCUAUGUAGUUCAUGUCCUAGCAGAGUGACUAUAAUACAGCCUGCUCACCUCUUUAUCUAGAAUAUUUCUAUCUGUAGGUUCUAGAGCAGGUGCUGCAAAGAAACGCACAAAUAAAUUCUAUAUUUUAGUUCCUAUGAGCAUUAAUGAAAUCUAAUAAAGCUAUCAUACACUAUACUCAACAACUGGCAUAAUGUACAAAUCAAGAAGAAA